GGUGGAUACUAGCUUUAUCCUUCUCUCAUUUAUUCUGCACUUCCCCACCACUUCACCACACCUCUCCUCCUCAUCUUCCACCACCAGCCUCCUGUAGGCUGGUCCUACUGCAGCCCAUGAAGAGGAACUUAACUUACAUAUUUUUCUGAGAAUUCACUCUCAACUUCUCUCCCAACAUGCUGAAGGUGGUCGUUGAGAGUGCUAAAGGGAUUCCUAAAAAGACCCUCGGUAAUCCUGACCCAAUAGCAGGAGUCGUUUUCAGAGGUGAAAAAAAGAAAACAAAGGCCAUUUCCAAUGAGUUGAAUCCAGUAUGGAAUGAGGUUUUGGAGUUUGAUUUGAAGGGUUCUGCUUUGGACUCGUCUUCAUUUGUGGAAGUGGUUGUUAAGGAUUAUGAGACCAUCGGCAAGGACAAACCUAUUGGCUCUGUGAAAGUCUUUCUCCGGGAGCUGGCCAGCGGUCAGACCAGGUCCUUGCCUUCAAGGAAUAUUCCACUCAUCAAUGAGAAGAAGCAAGAUAUAGGGGCAACAAUCAAUUUAGUAAUUGGAUAUGAACCUCCUGCCAGUGCCCUUCCUAACCCGAAUGUACAAGUUGAUGCUGAAGUUGCUACUGGAGAAUCAGGUGUGUCCUCUGCUGGAAAGGAUGGAACUGAUGCUGAUGAAGACACUGGAGACUGGGGAGAUCAAAGAGCUCCUGGAGAGCCUGCCACACCCGGACAGCCUGGAAAACCUCCCCAAAAGAUGAUCCGCACAGGUCGAAAGAGGCAGAAAGCUCUUGCUAACAAACCCCAAGAUUUCCAGAUUCGCAUACGAAUCAUCGAGGGUCGGCAGUUGGCCGGCAAUAACAUUAAACCGGUCGUCAAAGUGAAUGUGUGUGGACAGACACACAGGACAAGGAUAAGAAGAGGCAACAACCCAUUCUUCGAUGAGAUUUUCUUCUACAAUGUAAACAUGCUGCCCUCUGAACUUUUUGAUGAGAACAUCUACAUCCAGGUUUUUAACUCAUUCUCCUUGAGGUCAGACAGUCUUUUGGGGGAGUUUAAGCUUGAUGUGGGUUACGUCUAUGAUGAGCCUGCUCAUAGCAUUAUGAGGAGAUGGCUACUGCUGAGUGACACAGACGACUCUAGCUCUGGAGCACGAGGUUACCUGAAAGCCAGCAUGAUCAUUUUGGGAACUGGAGAUGACCCACCGGUGGAAAAGAGGGAAGAGAGUGAAGAACAGGAUGACAUUGAGAGCAACCUUCUGCUACCCGCUGGGGUCACCCUGCGAUCAGCCACACUCGCUCUCAAAGUGUACCGAGCAGAGGACAUGCCGCAGAUGGAUGAUGCCUUCGCCCAGUCAGUCAAGAACAUGUUUGGAGGAGAGGGUGACAAGAAAAACCUUGUGGACCCUUUUUUGGAAGUUGGCUUUGCUGGCAAAAAGCUAUGCACAAAGAUCAUUGAGAAGAAUGCAAACCCAGAGUGGAACCAGUUGGUAAACGUGCAGGUCAAGUUUCCAUCAAUGUGUGAGCGCAUCAAACUUACUAUGAUUGACUGGGAUCGCUUCUCAAGCAAUGACGCUAUUGGAACCACCUAUUUAAAUCUGACCAAAAUAGCAUCCUCGGGUGGAGAGGUUGAAGCAGAGUCACUUACUGAAAAUGUAAUGGUCCCAGCUGAUGAUGUAGACAGUGUUGGGAAUGAGGUUGGCUUUCUCCCAGCUUUUGGCCCUUGUUAUCUGAACCUGUAUGGAAGUCUGAGGGAGUUCUCUGAUCUUCCUGAUCCGUAUGAAGAGCUUAAUUUUGGAAAGGGUGAGGGGGUGGCCUACAGAGGGAGGGUUCUCAUUGAACUUUCCACACGGCUGGAUGACAAAGUAGACAAGAAAGUGGAUGACAUCUCCAAUGACGACAUCUUGGUAGCACAGAAAUACCAGCGGAAGAGGAAGUACUCGCUGUGUGCCGUGUUCCACAGUGCCUGCAUGCUUCAGGAGCCUGGAGAACCAAUCCAGUUUGAGGUCAGCAUUGGCAACUAUGGCAACAAGAUGGAUUCGACAUGCAAACCGCUGGCCUCCACCACUCAGUACAGCUGUGCUGUGUUUGAUGGAAAUCACUACUAUUACUUGCCCUGGGCUGACACGAAGCCAGUGGUUAUCCUCACUUCCUUCUGGGAAGACAUAAGUCAUCGUUUAGAUUCAGUCAACAUUAUUCUUUUCAUUGCUGACAGGCUGCAAUCCAGCUUGACCUCACUGAAGACGGCCAUGCUGGCAAAAGUUCCUGAAACACGUUUAGCUGAAAUCUGGCUAAAACUCAUCAACCAGCUCAUUGAAGAUCUCACUAAUUUCCCAUUACCAGAACUGGACACCAAGGCGAACUUGACAGCUUUGGAUAUUCAGCUCAAGAAGUUACGAGACAGUGCCAUCGCUGGGAUCCGGGAAGCAGCUCGCCGCAUGAGAGAAGAGGCCACUGAUGUUAAAGCCACGCUGCCUGACAUUGAGGAGUGGCUAGAGCGCCUACAGCAGAUCGCAGAUGAGCCUCAGAACAGCAUGCCUGACAUCAUCAUUUGGAUGCUGAGAGGAGAGAAACGCAUGGCCUACGCCCGCAUUCCAGCCAAUCAGGUGCUCUUCUCCACCCUCAGUGAGCAGGCUACUGGAAAGUACUGUGGCAAGAAACAGACCAUCUUUAUGCAGUACCCGAUGGAUAAAAACAAAGGGGUGAAGAUUCCUGUGCAGCUGCGUUUGAAUGUUUGGCUGGGCCUGUCAGCUCACGAGAAGAAGUUCAACAGCUUUGCAGAGGGAAUGUUCAGUGUCUUCGCUGAAAUGUAUGAAAACCAGGCUCAGGUUUUUGGGAAGUGGGGCACCACAGGUCUGGUGGGCCGCCACAAGUUCUCCGAUGUGACUGGGAAGAUAAAGCUGAAGCAGGAGUGCUUUCUGCCCCCGCGUGGAUGGGAGUGGGAGGGUGAAUGGUUCAUCGACCCCGAGCGCUGUCUGCUGACAGAGGCCGAUGCAGGGCACACAGAGUUUACAGAUGAAGUUUACGAGAACCAGAGCCGUUUCCCUGGUGGAGAGUGGAAGCCAGCAGCCGAGCCCUACACUGAUGUGAAUGGAGAGAAGGCCCAGAGUCCAAAUGAGGUUGAGUGUCCUCCAGGAUGGAAGUGGGAAGACGAAUGGAGCUUCGACAGCAACAGAGCUGUGGAUGAAAAAGGUUGGGAGUAUGGCAUCACCGUUCCUCCAAGUGAUAAGCCCAGCUCCUGGGUAGCAGCAGAAAAGAUGUAUCACAUCCAUCGCAGAAAGAGAAUGGUGCGGCCACGCAAGAAGAUAGCAAACGCCCCCACCAUAGAGAAGAAAGAAUCAGGUGAUGGCUGGGAAUAUUCCUCUCUGAUUGGCUGGAAGUUUCACAGGAAGGAACGUUCCUCAGAUACAUUCCGGCGCAGACGCUGGAGAAGGAAGAUGGCGCCGGCUGACAGUGUGGGCGCUUCAGCCAUCUUUAAAUUGGAGGGUGCCCUGGGGGUAGACAUUGAUGAGAAAACCAGCAAGAAAGAUGCAGCCAAGCUUUUUGGUGCCAACACGCCCACUGUUUCCUGCAUUUUCGACAGGUCAUACUUGUACCAUCUCAGAGUCUAUGUCUACCAAGCUAGGAACCUUCUUCCCAUGGACAAAGACAGCUUUUCAGAUCCCUACUGCCAUGUGUCUUUCCUCCACGUGAGCAAGACCACAGAGAUCAUUAAAGCCAACCUCAACCCCACAUGGGACCAGACACUCAUCUUUAACAACAUUGAAAUCUAUGGAGACCCACAGACCAUCGCUCUUAAUCCACCCAGUGUUGUCAUGGAGAUUUUCGACAGUGACCAAGUGGGGAAGGAUGAGGCCAUGGGCAGGUGUGUCUGUCCCCCAGUGGUCAAGCUGAACCCAAGCUCACCGGUGUCCCCAAAGCUGCUCUGGUUUCCUGUGUUAAUGAAAGGCAGAAGCGGUGGAGAAAUGCUGGUGGCAGCUGAGCUCAUUCUGAAAGAUAAAACAAAUGAGUCUGAGAUGCCCCUUGUUCCACCCAGACGAGGUGAGAAGCUGUACAUGGUGCCUCAGGGGAUCCGGCCUGUGGUGCAGCUUACUGCCAUUGAGAUCCUGGCUUGGGGUUUGAGGAACAUGAAGACGUACCAGAUGGCUGCUAUAUCCUCCCCCAGUCUGGUUGUGGAAUGUGGAGGACAAACUGUUCAGACAGGUGUCAUCAAAAACAUCAAGAAAAACCCAAACUUUCCAGGAUCAGUUCUCUUCCUCAAAGUGCUUCUCCCUAAAGAAGAGAUGUACACUCCACCUAUUGUUCUGAAAGUAAUAGACCACAGGCCGUUUGGUCGGAAACCCAUUGUUGGCCAAUGCACUAUAGAAUCUCUGGAGGAGUUCAGGUGUGAUCCCUACACAGACACUGCUGAAGUGUCCAGGACUGCCAGAGUGGCCAUGAUGGCAGCAGCCCCUGGAGAUGUAAUUAUUGACAUGGAAGACAGAAGACAAAUUCUAGAUGGCCAGAAUUCGGAAAAGAUGGAGGAGGCUGUGGACUGGUGGAGUAAACUCUUUGCAUCUAUUGGAGAGAAUGAGAAAUGUGGCCCGUAUCUCCAGAAGGGAUAUUCCACUUUAACAGUCUACCAGCAGGAGCUUGAGGCAGUGACAGGUUUCCAUGGGCUCACAGACUUCUGUAACACAUUUAAACUGCACAGAGGAAAGACUGAUGAUGACGAAGAGGACCCCUCUGUAGUGGGAGAGUUUAAGGGAUCAUUCAGAAUUUACCCCUUGUCGGAUGACCCAGAAAUCCUCCCCCCUCCACGGCAGUUCCGGGAGCUACCUGAGAGUGGACCUCAGGAAUGCCUGGUUAGAAUCUAUGUGGUGCGCUGCAUUGAUCUACAGCCCAAAGACAGCAAUGGAAUGUGUGAUCCCUACAUCAAGAUUAGUCUGGGGAAGAAAGUCAUUGAUGACAGGGAUAACUAUAAACCCAACACACUAAACCCAGAGUUUGGAAGAACGUUCGAAAUGUCCUGCUUUCUGCCACAAGACAAAGAUCUGAAAAUCAGUGUCUAUGAUUUUGACUUGUUAAGCCGUGAUGACAAGGUUGGAGACACAGUCAUUGACCUUGAGAAUCGCCUCCUCUCUCGAUUUGGCUCGCACUGUGGCCUUUCACAGACAUACUGUGUUUCAGGAGUGAACCAGUGGAGAGACCAGCUGAAGCCGUCUCAGAUACUUCAGAACCUCGCCAGACUGAGAGGAGUCCCUCCUCCACAGAUUGCAGAUGAUGGCAGUUGGCUUUCCUUUGCUGGACGGGAAUAUAAUCUGCAGGAUUUGGAGGCCGGCAAAGUACUGCACCAGCACCUGGGUCCAGCUAAGGAACGUAUCUGCCUGCAUGUUCUGCGGAAGCAGGGCCUGGUGCCUGAGCAUGUGGAAACCAGAACCCUGCACAGCUCCUACCAGCCCACACUAUCUCAGGGAAGAAUUCAAAUGUGGGUGGACGUGUUCCCUAAAAGUCUUGGCAUGCCCGGACCUCCAGUGGACAUCACUCCUCGUAAAGCCAAAAAGUUUUUCCUGAGGGUAGUCAUUUGGAACACCACUGAUGUCAUCCUGGAUGAAACCAGCAUUACUGGUGAACGCAUGAGUGAUAUCUAUGUGAAGGGGUGGAUGCCAGGUAUGGAGGAGGACAAGCAAAAAACAGAUGUCCACUACAGGUCCCUCGACGGAGAUGGAAACUUCAACUGGAGAUACGUCUUUGGAUUUGACUACCUGCCUGCAGAGCAGCUGUGCCUUGUGUCAAGAAAGGAGCACUUUUGGAGUCUUGACAAAACUGAGUUCAGGAUUCCUCCCAAACUCAUCAUACAGAUUUGGGACAAUGACAAAUUCUCAUUGGAUGACUAUUUAGGCACAGUAGAGCUGGAUUUGAUUCACCUCCUCCCUCCAUCCAAAACCCCUGAAAAGUGCAGCCUUAACAUGCUAACACAAGGACCAAGCAAGAACCUGCCCUUCAAAUCACUCUUCGCUCAGAAGUCUGUGAGAGGCUGGUGGCCCUGUGCCAUGGAAGAGGACGGAAAAAAAGUUCUGACUGGUAAAGUCGAGAUGACUUUGGAGAUUGUGGAAGAGAAGGAGGUGGAAGAAAGGCCAGCUGGGAAAGGAAGAGACGAGCCCAACAUGAACCCCAGACUGGAGCAUCCAAACCGCCCGGAUACAUCAUUCCUGUGGUUCACAAAUCCAUGCAAAACUAUGAAAUUCAUUGUGUGGCGCCGAUUUAAAUGGGUCUUCAUUGGAGGCAUCAUUCUCAUUCUAGUGCUCCUGUUCAUAGGAAUCCUGCUGUACUCUUUACCUAACUACAUUUCAAUGAAAAUUGUGAAGCCAUUCUAAAAGGAGAUCAAAGGGCUGUCACUGGAGUACAUUGACAAAGAAUGAUGGGAUUACCAAAAUGUAUCAUCAUUUUUAUACAUUGUUCUAUAUUAAAAUUAUUUUUACAAUGUUCACAAAUGCAGUUCAAUGACCGCAGGUUUGCACUUUCUCUCGAAUUUCAUACAGUAUAAUUGACAGCAUACAGAGCAUAGCAAGAUAUUUAUCACAACAGAACUUUUUGAUUCAGUGUUGUAAUCAAGUCAAUUUAUCAGAUCCACUCACUCUCCUACAAUAGUAAUUUACAGGAGAACAUUCAGAUUCAACAUAUUGUACUGUAUAUAUGAUCAUUUUCCACUGUAUUGUGUAGACAUACCUGCCUAAGCCUUGUCAAAGGAAAUAAAUGUUGAAAUAACAACACAAAUACAAAGAAA
Astyanax mexicanus (Mexican tetra) is the source of this 6745-nucleotide messenger RNA. It is a transcript of the gene myofl, whose product is annotated as myoferlin like. Gene Ontology annotation, cellular component: membrane. Gene Ontology annotation, biological process: membrane fusion; plasma membrane organization. The transcript has 54 exons. NCBI's taxonomy places the organism in Eukaryota, Metazoa, Chordata, Actinopteri, Characiformes, Acestrorhamphidae. The record is from RefSeq and is a predicted model, not a curated record. The coding region runs from base 177 to 6335 and encodes 2052 amino acids.